GUAAUGUACUGACUGAAUCUUUGAAGACCUUCACGGCAAAACGAUGAAGCUUAUAUCCAAUUACAACGUUUUGUUUAUAUCCAUAUUUAUUCACGCACUCUGUGUUCAAGGGCUGGAGGAUUGCAGAAGUGGGAUGUAUCCACCUAAAGGACCAACGUAUAGAGGCAACGUGACCUGGUACACAUUAAAUCUUGAUUUGCCCCCUAGUGAGAGAUGGACACAAGUGAUCAAAGAUAAAAACACAGAGUUGAUCGAAAUGGUACAGACAAUAAAAGACAUGGCCAAGGGAUUUUUCCAUGGAAAACUUAUUAAUUUGGUGGAUAAGGAGCUGCCUUUGAUUGUGGACACGCUUCCAUACCCUUUUAAUGAAGAAAUAAAGGGAAUAGCAGCAGUUUCUGGCAUACCUUUGGGAGAGAUUGUACUGUUCAAUAUCUUUUAUGAGGUUUUCACAGUUUGCACAUCACUUGUUGCAGAAGACCUUAAUGGAAAUAUUUAUCAUGGCCGCAAUUUAGACUUUGGACUGUUUAUGGGGUGGGAUCGACAGAAUAAAACCUGGACGUUAACAGAGAAGCUUAAGCCUCUUGUGGUGAACGUCAAUUUCGAAAGGAAAAACCAAACAGUCUUUAAAUCGACAAAUUUUGCUGGAUAUGUUGGCAUGCUCACUGGAAUUAGACCUGGUGAACUGACUCUAACAAUGAAUGAACGCUUCGAUUUUGAUGGGGGAUAUAUAGGGAUCCUGGACUGGAUUUUUGGCAAUAGAGAUGGAAUGUGGACGGGUUUUCUUACUCGCAGAGUUCUGGAAAAUUCUACCAGUUAUGAAGAUGCCAAAGACCAGCUUUCUCAGACAAAACUGCUGGCACCAGUUUACUUCAUCUUGGGUGGUAACCGGACGGGUCAGGGUUGUGUAAUUACCAGGACAAGAAUAAACACGUUAGACAUCUGGGAACUUGAUUUGAUGCUUGGGAGGUGGUACGUCUUGGAAACAAACUACGAUCACUGGGAUAAGCCUAUGUUCUUGGAUGACCGCCGAACACCGGCAAUGAAGUGCAUGAAUCAAACCACACAAGCAAACAUUUCUCUGGCAUCAAUAUAUAAUGUUCUGUCAACAAAACCUGUUCUUAAUAAGUUGACAACAUAUACCUCACUGAUGGAAGUGUCAACUGGAACACUGGAGUCUUAUGUCAGAGACUGUCCAAAUCCAUGCACACCAUGGUAAUCUGCCAUCAACUCUGAACAAACUGAAACCAAUGGCUUUACUGCAAUUAAAGGACCAAAGUCUAGGAAAGAGCACGUUUAAAAUCGUAAUGGUUGAAUUCUACCUCUGAACUUUUACAUAUCUCUUCGUGGACACAUUUGUCACUUUAUCAACUCUUGUGCCAUUGUGAAAAACAUAAAUGUUUGUGUUGCAUAACAAAUUGAAACAUUUUAAAUGUUUUUUUUGUUGUUGUUUUUGUUGUUUGAGAUGUAAACAACAAAUCCAUUCAAGUGUUGCUUUAUCUUUAGGAUUUUUAUAAUAUAAUUAAUUUUUUGUCACACUGAGGACUGUAUUUUUGUACUUUAUAAUGGCAUUGUAGGCAUUUCUUUUGUGUUGAAAAUAUAAAUCCUUGUGUGAGUAUGACUAACAUUAGUCCUUAUUUUCAGAGAUAGUUACAGUAAGUAUAAAACUGUUAUGUAAUACUAUAAUGCAGUUUUGCGUCAGUAAAGGCAAUAUUUACAUGACUUUGCCAUGCGUAUUGUAAUUAAGGACAGCCUGAAAUAUAUUAUUAUGCGCACUAUUAUGACGUAUAUAUCUGACUCUGCCGACUGAUUGAUUGGAUUGAAAGAUGAUUGUUGUGUGUAACUGGUCAGUCCCAUUUGAGUGACAGAUUUCUGGUACAUCGGUAAACGUUAUUAAAGAUAAAGCAAAAAAGUGAAGUUAUUUUAGAAUAAUAAUUUUUACUGAUGCAGACCAGAUACAUUUUCUUCUACGACUAAAGUUAUUCAGUAACAUUAGUUUAAUUCACUGUAUAAAGCGAUUGGUUGACUUCACCUAAAGGCGUAGUUCCCCUUAAAACUGAAAGUUUUGUCAUCAUUUGCUCAAACUUGUUUCAAAUAUAGAUUUUUCUUUCUUCUGUUGAAAAUUAAAGAGAAUUUAAAGAAAGCUGGAAACCUGUAACCACUGACUUC
Molecule: messenger RNA, 2166 nt
Organism: Danio aesculapii
Lineage: Eukaryota; Metazoa; Chordata; Actinopteri; Cypriniformes; Danionidae
Gene: asah1a
Product: N-acylsphingosine amidohydrolase (acid ceramidase) 1a
Exons: 14
Coding region: 44-1216 (390 amino acids)
Biological process (GO): fatty acid metabolic process
Cellular component (GO): lysosome
Molecular function (GO): fatty acid amide hydrolase activity; N-acylsphingosine amidohydrolase activity
Source: RefSeq, a predicted model, not a curated record